Messenger RNA from Eufriesea mexicana, 1179 nucleotides. It is a transcript of the gene wuho, whose product is annotated as tRNA (guanine-N(7)-)-methyltransferase non-catalytic subunit wuho. Gene Ontology annotation, cellular component: tRNA methyltransferase complex; nucleus; cytosol. The transcript has a single exon. Gene Ontology annotation, molecular function: protein binding. Lineage: Eukaryota; Metazoa; Arthropoda; Insecta; Hymenoptera; Apidae. The record is from RefSeq and is a predicted model, not a curated record. Bases 1 to 1179 code for a protein of 392 amino acids. Gene Ontology annotation, biological process: tRNA modification; RNA (guanine-N7)-methylation.
AUGUCAACCUCAAUCAUGAGUUUUUACAUAUACGAAUCAGACAUUAUUGUGUGUUGUAAUGAACAAAUUGUAAUAUAUAAUAUUGAAAAUGGUAUUGAAACAAUGAUUUCUUUACCUAAAUUGCAAACUGACAAGAAGAUUAAUAUGCAUAAUAAUAUAAACAUCGAAACUUUUCACAUAAUUACAAAUGUAAUGUUUUCAAGUGAUGGAAAAUAUUUCUUUGUCUAUACAAAUCAUAAGCAACUUUGUCUAUACGAGAGAGAAAGUCAGAAUCUUUUAUUAAAUAAAAUACUUCCCAAAGCUGCAAGCAAAGUGCAAUUUACUCCAGAUAAUGACAUAGUUGUUGCUGAUAAAACAGGGGAUGUUCAUCUCUUUUCUAAUAAACAACAUGACAGUGGAAUAUUACUUUUAGGACAUUUAUCAAUGUUACUUGAUGUAUUAAUUACAGAAGAUGGGAAAUAUAUUAUCACAACGGAUAGAGAUGAAAAAAUUAGAGUUUCAAUGUUUCCAAAUUCAUAUAAUAUUGUUUCCUAUUGUUUAGGACAUACAAAAUUUGUAACAAAUAUUCUGGAAUUACCUCACGAUAAAAGUGUCUUAAUGUCUUGUGGAGGAGAUGGAACAUUUAUAUUAUGGGACUACAAAAUUGGAAAGGAAUUAUUAUGUGUUAAUUUUCAUAAUAAAAUAUCUAAAAAUGAUAUUAAAAUGUUCAAUGAGCUACUUCAUAAUUAUAACUUAGAAGAAUCUGUUGAAGUUUUACCUGUUAAACAUUUAAGGCUCAUGGUACUUAGUACAACUUCAUCUUUAGCUAUAAUGAGCUUCUAUAAUAAUUCAUUAUUACUAGCGUACAUAAUUAAUAGUACAUCAAAAUCAAACAUUGAAGUAAUAUAUGUACAAUCCAUAAUCACAGAUAGUGAGCCAAUAGAAUGCUAUCUUUACAAAGACAAUUUAUGGAUAUUAAAUGACCAUGGAUUUAAAAUAUAUGAAUUUAAAGAUAAUAAUUUUGUACUUAGUAAUGGCAAAAAUUAUAAAAUAAACCAAUUAAACAGUUAUUGGAAAACAUUAAAAAAAGGUACUACUCGACAAGAUUUAUUCUUCAUCUUGUAUAAAAGAAAAUAUGACAAUGUUCAAGAAUAUUUACAACGAAAAAAAACACGUCUUACAAAUACGAUUGAUAUGUAA